This is a messenger RNA of Scophthalmus maximus (turbot), 6217 nucleotides long. It is a transcript of the gene palld, whose product is annotated as palladin, cytoskeletal associated protein. The record is from RefSeq and is a predicted model, not a curated record. NCBI's taxonomy places the organism in Eukaryota, Metazoa, Chordata, Actinopteri, Pleuronectiformes, Scophthalmidae. The coding region runs from base 158 to 4609 and encodes 1483 amino acids. The transcript has 23 exons.
CGCUGAACCUGAGAGAUCCUGCCGACUGUCCGACCAAUAAGACGGCUCUUCUCGGAAGAGAAGCUUCUUUUUCGUCUCAAUCUUACUCAAUAAACAAGACAAAACCUGGAACCACAAAACCAGGAGGAAGCAUUUGGACGAGUAGCCCACUUUAAGGAUGCAGGACGGGAGUUGGAAUCAGCCACUCCCCAUCUCGCUGCUGCUAAAAGACCCAGCAGCGGGCGGGACGUUGGAGGGCGAUGGAGGUGUGUUUUCGGAGGCCUCCUCUGAUGGGGAACUCUACCUGGACACUGUUGCAGAGCUGGAUUCUGGAGUUGGGGACUUUGCAGAUCUUACUGCCUUCUUAAGUGUAGAUGAGAUUAAUCGUAGUCUGGACCUGGCCCGGGAGGCCUUCGGUGACACGGCUGAAGAUCCAAGCCCCUCUAAUCCAACACCCCAGGAUCAGGUUCUCCAACCUAGUCCCUCCCUCCCCGUGAACACCCAGACUACUGAAAACCUUACCACAAGCCCAAACCUGCACCAUCAGACCAAAGCCCCCCACCCAGAUGAUAACGCAGCAGUUAGAGUCUCCUUUGUCCAGAGUGUAGCCCUCAGCAAACCUGUACAGGUGUCCAGUGAGGCGCCGUCCGCUGUUGAGAAGGUUGUCCGCCACAAACCCAUCCAAACACUUUAUAAGCAGGAUAAACCCCGACUGGUCCAUGCAGACCUUGAGCUGAACGACCGGGCGGCUUCAGCCACGGAGUUUUGCAGUCGAGCUGCCACGUUCAUCGAGGAGCUGUCCUCCAUUUUUAAAGGUUCUGCUCACCUGGAGCAGCAGGUGGAGGAGGACUCCUCCUCUCCUGACAGUGGCUAUCUGACUCCCAGGGGCCAGCGGCCAGUCCCUCAGGGCUCCGUCUCUGCUCCGUCUCUGCCUCCCGCCCAGCCGGAGCAGACACAGCACAGCCAGACUGACAUGGGCCCUCAGUCUGGAGACCCAGUGGGAGUGGCAGCUUUAGCGAGGUACCAGCACUCUGGAGCUCCGGCCACGACUGGGCCCCUGUCGCCUCCUCAAUUCCUCCAGAAGCUGAAGAGUCAGGAGGUGGCAGAAGGAAGCCCCAUUCGCCUGGAAUGUCGAGUUAGCGGAAACCCCCUCCCGCUCGUCAGGUGGUUUUGUGAAGGCCGUGAGCUGCACAACUCUCCUGACAUACAGAUCUGGAGGGAUGGUGACCUGCACACACUCGUGAUCACUGAAGCCUUCGAGGACGAUACGGGACGUUACACCUGCGUGGCAUCCAACAGUCUCGGAGCAGACAAUACCUCCGCAGAGGUUUACAUUGAAGGAGCUUCGUCGUCAGACUCAGAGGGAGAAGGAGCAGGUUCAAAAUCCAGAUCAGGAACCAUGUCUCAGGUGCAUAAGAAGACCACUUCAAUGUCCUUAACGAUACGUUCGUCAUCACCCAAAACCACUGAUGUCCUUCCCCGUCGCUCCACCUUGGUCCAGUCCCUGUCUCAGCCUCCACAGCGGAUGCAAAGCCCAGUGUCGUCACUGUAUGUCAGUGAGGUGUCAGGCCCCCCUAUAUUCACCAAGCUCCUGCAGGACGCCCAGGCGUCCGAGGGCCAGGUGGUGGUUCUGGAGUGCAGGGUCCGUGGAUGCGCCCCUCUGCGGGUCCAGUGGUCCCGCCAGGGAGAGGAGAUCCUGGACUCUCCCGAUUUUCGUAUUCUUCAGAAAAAGCCUCGAUCUGCAGCUGAGCCAGAGGAGAUUUGCACCCUGGUGAUAGCCGAGGCCUUUCCCGAGGAUGGAGGUCUGUUCUGCUGCAACGCGUCCAACCCAUACGGCUCCAUAAACAGCACCGCCCAACUCACUGUCUCUGCAGUAGCCGAGGACUCAUCCAGUAAUGGCUUGUCUGGUGACAGCUCAGGGUUUGAGGAUACAGCACCCUUCCCCCCGCCUCCCCCACCCACAGAGAUCAGCCUCCUGGAGCUGCCACCCAAGACGCUGCCUCUUCCCGCCACCGAGGCUUUCCACAUCAAGCAGCUGGAGAUCUGGCCCAGUGUCUCAGCUCUGCCUCCGGCACAAGCACGGUCAGAGGUGGAGGUGGAGCACGGGGGGAAAGAGUUGAUACAGAAUGGCCAGCCCCCGAAUCUGCCUCCCACCCCAAGCCCACCUAAAGAGACCACACCACCAGCCCCACCUCCACCUCUACCACAGUCUGACCCUGUGGCAGAUGUCCCGAUCGUGGCCCAAAGUCCGGCUCAGGUGACACAAGAAUCCCCUCCAACCUCAGACACGCUGUCUCCAUCCCCCGCGAAGGACGGCCCUCCACUGCCGACCAGGCCCAAACCAAAGCUAGCCCAGAAUAUAGAGGAGAAGACAGAAAAUCACAGGAACGCAUCCCAGCUGAAGCAGCUGCAGGACCAGAUUCUGUUGGAACAGCAGGAAGCGGCCAACUGGCAACAGCAGCAUCAACAGGAGCAGCAGAGCCAGGAAGUCCCGCCCCCUCCAGAGCAAGCAUCCCAGGAAGUGCCUCCACCUGCUCCACCGUCUCCACCUCUUCCCCCUCCUCCCUCCUUCCAGGAGUUGGAGAGCAGUGUCACCAUGCAGGCCAGCACCUUCAACUAUGCCCGGCCCAAGCAGUUCAUCGCUGCCCAGAGCCCCGGCGGGGCGGGCUACGUCACCCAGUCCUCGGGCUCCUCAGGCUCCAGCCUGUCCUCCCCUCUGUCUCCGCCCACCUCACACAAGCCCUUCACCAGGGUCACCUUGCCCCCGUUCACCAAGGCGGGCAGCGUGGAGUCUCCCGGCUCACCCUCCUUCCCGCCUCCACCUCCACCCUUCCUCAGCUCCAGUAACCUGUCCUCUCCGACUGGCCCCGCCCAAGACUUCCCUCCUCCCCCGCCUCCUCCUCCUCCACCCCCUCCGCCUAUGUCCAUGUCCCCGGCCUACUCGGAUAUGUCCUCUCCGUUCUCCUCCGUCCCCCCGUCUCCAGCCUCCAGCUUCCUGUCCGCAGUGUUGCCCUCCACACCCUCCACACCCGGCAGUCCCACAGUCAACGCCCUGGGCCUUCCGAAAGGCAAUGGGACUGUCAAAGCGUUCCCCAGGAAGUCCUCGGUCACCAAGACGCCGCGCCUCGCCUCCGACUCGGACAUCCAGGGAUCCAAGGACGCCGUCAUCCAGGAUUUGGAGAGAAAACUGCGCUUUAAAGAGGAGCGCAUGAGCAACGGUCAACAGAGGUUAACCUAUGAGGAGAAGAUGGCUCGCAGACUGCUGGGUGCUGACAACGCUGCCACAGUCUUGAACACUCAGGACACAGAGGAGGAGCCAGUAACACAGGAAGACAAGUCAUCUGAUACUGAAUCUUGCCCUCAAAAGGAAUACAAAGUGUCCAGCUUCGAGCAGCGGCUGAUCAGUGAGAUCGAGUUCCGUCUGGAGCGCUCUCCGGUGGAGGAGUCCGACGAUGACGUGCAGCAUGACGACGACUCCGCUGGCCGCGGGGCGGCGCCGUCCUUCGACCACAAGCUCAAACACUACAAAGUCUUCGAGGGCAUGCCCGUCACCUUCUCCUGCAAGGUCAACGGGGACCCCAAGCCAAAGGUCUACUGGUUCAAGGAUGGCAAGCAGAUCUCCAAGAGGAGCGAGCACUACAGGAUCAGCCGCGAGGCGGACGGAACCUGCUCCCUGCACACCACCGCGGCCUCGCUGGACGAUGACGGCAACUACACCAUCAUGGCGGGCAACCCCGAGGGCAGGGUGAGCUGCACCGGCAGGAUGAUGGUCCAGGCGGUGAACCAGCGCGGCCGCAGCCAGCGCUCGGCACCGGGACACAUGCGCAGGCCCCGGUCCAGGUCUAGAGACAGCGGUGAUGAGAACGACAACAUCCAAGAGCGCCACUUCCGCCCCCACUUCCUGCAGGCGCCCGGUGACCUCAUCGUUCAGGAGGGACGACUGUGCCGGAUGGACUGCAAGGUGAGCGGUCUGCCCACCCCUGACCUCGUCUGGCAGCUGAACGGACAGACCAUCCGCCCCGACUCCUCCCAUAAGAUGCUGGUGAGGGAGAACGGUGUGCACUCACUGGUCAUUGAGCCCGUGACCAGCCGCGACGCGGGCAUCUACACCUGCAUCGCCAGCAACCGCGCCGGGCAAAACUCCUUCAACCUGGAACUCAUUGUCGCAGCCAAAGAGAUGCACAAGGUCCCGUCAUUUGUGGAGAAGCUGCAGAACACCAGCGUGGCUGAGGGUCACCCCGUGCGCAUGGAGUGUCGCGUCACAGGGGUCCCCUACCCGCAGAUCUUCUGGAAACGGGAGAACGAGUCUUUCACUCACAACACGGACAGAAUCAGCAUGCACCAGGACAACUGUGGCUACCUGUGCAUGAUCAUCCAGCCGGCCAUGAAAGAGGACGCCGGCUGGUACACUGUGUCAGCCAAGAAUGAUGCAGGCAUCGUCUCCAGCACCGCACGCCUCGAUGUCCACGCUCAGUGGCAGCAGCCCAACCUCCCCAAGCCCAAGAAGGUGCGUCCCUCCACCAGCCGCUACGCCGCACUGACAGAGAGGGGGCUGGACGUGAAGGCCGCCUUCUUCCCCGACUCCAGCCCGCUGCAGCCCGGGGCCCUGGUGGAGAGCGACGACCUGUAGAGACCCCCAGGCAGGCGCAGGGAUUGUGACGUUACCCCCCCCCCCCAAAGGAACCCUGAACACUGCCCUCGCUCCCAGCACUCCUGAAACAGAUACUUUAUUACGGCGAGGUGGGGGGCGGCAGAAAUUAACCACCAUCAUUGGACUGCAGAUAGCGAUCUACAGGAGGGUCAGCGGGCAGAGAGAGCUGGUGCAGCGGCGGUUUCCUUAUGUUUUUAUCACAUGACUCGACCCAUUAUAUUACGAAAUUCAUCAAGGUGUUUCCCCGAGCUUCAUUUUAUCAACUGGACAUGGAAAAUGAUUGAAGUGUUCGCCUCGAGAAAAGACUGCUCAAAAAUUAUAUUUUCUCACACGCCUUCGUGAACUGCGAGUCUGACUCUGUUCUGCAAAGGGUCUCCUGUUGAAGUGCCUCUCAUUUCUGUAAAGAUAAAAAACAACAACCAAAAAAACAGGUUUCGAAAAUAAAAAGUUCAAUUACUAUGCAUGUUCAAGUGGUGCCAAUGCACACAGUAAUACUGUAUCUACAAGUAGCGGGAGGCAGAGGGAUUCAAAGCAUCCUAGCUUUGACGAAGGAGAUCACAGACUUUUAUUACGUGGGCUUGUGUAGCACAGUGCAGAUUUCUACAGUAUCUGAUCAUAGCAUCACAGUCUCAGUGUUGUCGGGUCGUAGAUUAGCUCACAGACAUCGGACAAGGCCGGGCCUUACGAAACAGUAUGUUUAGAGUUUUUCUUUUUUUUUAGUAAAAGGAAUAAGGUUUAGGGAAAAGAAAGUGUUCACAUGGAUGAGAUUUGCUUGUGGCUGCAGAGGAACUGCACAGUUUGUUUCAAAGAGGAAGACAAAGACGAUAAAAAGGCAGGUUUCUUUGAAAGAGAUACCAACUUUAAUGCGGUAAGUGGGACGUGAGUGACAGUGGCAGAGGUGAGGACGACAGUUCAGGACCUGGAAAAUAGAGAAUGGAGAAAAACCUUUGGUGAUGGCAGGUCAUUUUUGGUGGUUCAUUUUCAUUCUCAUCUGACGGUUCUUUUUUUUGUGCAUCAGAAUGUCCUCACUCAGGAGAGGGUGCUGUGAAAAGGUUUCAAAGUGUUUGUCACACACACAUCACAGAUUGUCAAUUUUAUUUUUGUAUGUAAAAAAAACCAAAACAAUUACUAUUUACCUUCCCAACAAUCUUAAAUAUAAAUUAUAUAUCAGCAACCUUUUGUUCACUGAUGAAACAAGGCUUUCUGUAUCAUGACGUUUACUGCCUUAAAUCACGUUUAGGCUUAAUGCAAACACAUUUUCUUUGCAUUUCUUUUUUUGACACUUGAACAGUGCCAACCACCUUUACCAGUAUGUACAAAAUAGACACACUUCUUUUUCGCCCAGUAUCCGACGUAGCAAACACUCUUAGGCUGGUGAAAAGUGAAAAGCAAGGUAUAUUUAUCUCUACUAUAAUUGUCACCUCUGUAACACUAUACAAAGUGGACAUCUUCUUCUGUCUGUUCAGAGCUUUCAUCAGCUGACAGUUACUGUGUUUGCACAUUUCUAUGCCAAUCAAUGCCUGUAUAUGGAUUGUUCUCCUGAUAUUACUUUAGGUUAUGAAAGUUAAUAAAAAAAAAUCUCUUUGA